GAUUAUCAGUGACGAACUUUUUUUUUUAUUAUCUUACAGUGGGGUUCUAUAUUACCGAAGAGAAUCCCACUUCUAAAUCCAAAAGGAAAACUGUCGAACACAUUUCUAUUUUUCCAAGACCUCCCAGAAUAAAAAAAAACCCCAGAAUAAAACAAAAAUCAUUUUCUUGGGAAAAAUCCGAACGGGUUCAAAUCCAUCCCGCAAACUCCCUUAGCUCAUCAAAAAAUCCUCUCCUUUUUUUUUCAACUUCCCAAUUUUACCCCCCCACUUUCGCUCCUCAUUUUCCGACGUUCUUGAAUGGAAACACAAUGGCUGCGCAGAGUGGACCCGUGUUGCACGGCGACGACAUGAAGAAAACGAACUCCGGACUGGAAGACGAUACCCAAGAUCAGAUCAGGUCAAAUGGUUCUACCCCCACGCCGACUGGAAUCGCAACACCCGAACCUGAUCCGGCCGACAAGCGUCUGCCUUCCAUUAUGCACAACUACUUUCAGGUUGGUUCUUUCUCCGGUGAUAAAGCGAGUCUGCCGCGGUUAUGGUCAUGUCUGUCGAAACCCUCUGAGGACCUUCAAUCAAAUGCGCAUACCCAACACUCCUCCGAUUCCUCCGAGUCUUUUGUCAUGAUGGAACAGGAAGAUGGGUCUGAUAAGAUGGAGGAGGAACACCCCAGUCUGCAUACCCCUCCACACUCCUUGUUACAGCAUGAGUCGGAUGAGAUGGAACUCGGAACGAGUCCAGGAGUGUCUAUCUUUACAACGCUGAAGAAUUACCUCAUUUCACCCACACAAACUCCUCCAGAAGACCCUCCUUCCCGCCGUCAAACCUCCCUCCCAGUAUCCAGCAUCUCUGACGACCCCGUUCUUGCCACACAUUUUUCCAAUCCAUCCCUCCCUCCUAUCUCAGAUGCCUUUUCCCUGUCUGAAGCUCCCCUCCUCGACCAUGAGAAACCGCGUGUCUCAAUAUCUUCCGAGAACCUAGCCAAGCUAACUGAAAACGCGCCCGAUGGGUCGUGUCUUAAGAAUACCCCACCUCUUACCCCCCGGGCCAUGUCCAACGAGGUCCCAGCCGCCCAGGAAAAGACCGCCACUUCCUCCCCGCAAGAAAGCUCGCAAGAGACUCCACAGUCUGAGUCCAAGCCGGAAGACAUGGAAAGCUCCACGGACGAGAUCACGAUGAAACUCGAUGAAGCAUUCUUAUCCCAGUCCCAGUCCCAGUCUGAGACUGCGCCUGCGGAUGCAACCUCAACAUCCCCGGCCAACGGCGCGCCCACAGGCCCGAUCAAUGGUAAAUUGUUUUUGAAGAUCACAGAUGGCCGAGGACUGCGCCCAAGUUUCGAUCCGUAUGUGGUGUGUGUAUUCGAAUGGAAUGAGUACAUCUCCAAAGGUGCUCGCGACGGCGAGGAGGAAAAGAAACGGCGCCAGUUGGAGUCAGAUGCCGAGGAGGCUGCUGGUCGGCCCAUGGCCAUUCCCUUGAAAACCCGAUCCAGCUCUCACAACAGUGCUGUCGAGGGUGAUCACAAGGGGCGGACGCCCGUGACAGACCCGCACUGGGAUCACGAGGCCACCUUUGAUGUUAUGGGAGAUCAGUCGGAGCUUGAUGUCACAGUCUAUGACCGCAACAACCAGGAAGCUUUCUUGGGUCACGUACGCCUCUGUAUCAACCUCAAGGAAGAUCACAGCCGACUAGAAGGCUGGUUCCCCCUGGUCGCGCGCGGUGCCGGCGACAACCAAGUGUCUGGAGAAAUUCACCUCGAUAUGAAGUUCGAAAAGACAGAUCGAAAGCAGGUUGGACCGAAUGACUUCCUUGUCCUCAAACUUAUCGGCAAAGGAACUUUCGGACAGGUUUAUCAGGUCAAGAAGAAGGACACACAGCGUAUCUAUGCGAUGAAGGUUCUCUCGAAGAAGGUCAUCAUUCAGAAGAAGGAGGUGAUACACACGCUCGGGGAGCGCAAUAUCUUGGUACGCACCGCGAUGACGGCCUCUCCGUUUAUUGUUGGAUUAAAGUUCUCCUUCCAAACUCCGACAGAUCUCUAUCUCGUUACGGAUUUCAUGUCGGGUGGCGAAUUGUUCUGGCACUUGCAGCGUGAGGGUCGAUUCCAGGAGGCCCGGGCGAAGUUCUACAUUGCCGAGUUGAUUCUGGCUCUGCAACAUCUUCACGACCACGACAUCGUAUAUCGGGAUCUCAAACCGGAGAACAUUCUGUUGGAUGCCAACGGCCAUAUUGCGCUCUGCGAUUUCGGUCUAUCCAAGGCAAAUCUGUCACAAAACGACACCACCAAUACGUUCUGUGGUACCACUGAAUAUUUGGCCCCGGAGGUAUUACUCGAUGAGCAAGGAUACACGAAGAUGGUCGACUUCUGGUCCCUGGGUGUCUUGGUCUUUGAGAUGUGCUGUGGUUGGAGUCCGUUCUACGCCGAGGACACUCAGCAGAUGUACAAGAAUAUCGCAUUCGGGAAAGUCCGAUUCCCCCGUGAUGCGCUUAGCACGGAGGGAAGAAAUUUCGUCAAAGGUCUGCUGAACCGGAAUCCCAAGCAUCGACUGGGCGCCAAUGGCGAUGCUAAGGAGCUCAUGGCACACCCAUUCUUCCAUGACAUCAACUGGGACACACUGUGCCGCAAGCAAGUGAUUCCUCCGUUCAGGCCGCAGCUGCAGUCUGAAACCGACACAUCGAAUUUCGAUCCCGAAUUCACAAACGCUAUGGAGCUGAACAACUCGCUCAAUCUUCGUGCCGCAAACCUUGCCAACGGCCUCAUGCCAGCUUCCACACCCUUGUCCCCCGGGAUGCAAGCGAAUUUCAAGGGCUUCACCUUCGUGAAUGAGAGUUCUAUCGACCACCACCUUAUAGACGAAAGCGAUUAUAUGGAAGAGGACGCCAUGCACGACGACCACUGGCAACGAGGCCAUCGGUCGGGUAACUCGGUCGACCAGCGCAUGACGGGCGUCCAGAAGACGCACGACGGCACGGAGCCCGGGAUUUUCAACGUUGACGAUACCUUUGACAUGUGAUUACGUUUUCUUUUUUUUCCAUACUGCAUGAUCAUGGAGUCUUGAUCUGGCAUACAUCAUUAUUUCUUGUCUUGUCUUGUACAUGCCUUCGGAUUGCAUCACUUCCAACCCGCAAAUAUGGGUUUCCGUUCCGGUAUCCAUUCCCAUUUACCGUCGCCUUGUUUCUGAUUCCCGUUUCCUCACUCAUGCUGGUGUUUCUGCGGAUUUUGCCCCCACUUCCUUUCCUUUAUCCUUUCUGUUUCCUGUUCUGUCGGACGCCGGGUGACGCGGUGAUCAUUCUGUGAUGUUGGACCACUCCCGGUACUUAUCUUGAGCCUCGCUACUAUUUAUGGUCACAACGUUCUCGUCCGUUUCGUCAGCCAGUUCUCAGUCACAUACCCCCUCCCCCGGGGCUUCGGUCAGUUUCUUCACGUUCCGUUUUAGAGGAAACCCCGGGGGAUUCUUGCGUGUUUGGUGGAGUUGGGUUUGGGUAAUUUUUCAUUGUGCACCUUUAUUGUCAGUCAUCAUGUUCUGGGGGGAUUGGUCAAUGCGAGCUCUCCUUGUUUGCCUUUUAUCCUGUCUCCGGCGCAGUGUUGAUAACUUUAUUCUCUAUCCUCUGGGAUUGAUGUCCUGAAUUUUGAUACCUGCUCUUUUCUCUUGGGUCUUUUCUCCGGUCUUCUCUCCUGCUUCUACUUUUCCUUUUUCUCUUCGCGGAGUUUCUUGUUCCGGCAUGGUGCGGUGGUAACUCGAGGGAUCUCUCCUCACGGCUUUUCUUUUCCUUUGCAUAUCCAGGUGAUUGAAGCUACUCAGAUUCGAGGACAACUGGUAGCAGAAGGUUUCAUUCAACUUCCAUUUUCAAGGCGUUAAGACUAGCAUCGACAUUUCAUGGGGCUUGAUCUACGUCUGCAUUUUCAUUGGGGGGGGGACGGAUUUGCUAUUCUAGUGGAAUGUCAGAUUCUUUCAUAUGUCCAAUCAUCCAUCCAUUAUUGCGGUGGACCCUCGGGAAUUCUUUGCUACUUCCAGACUCUCUUGGCAAUGCUGUUCCACGUAUGUUAUUUACUGCCUUGUUCGGGGUCCUUUGGUCCGAUGCUUUGUACCUCGCCCAUCUAGGUACAUACAAUACGAGAAUAUGUCUACAUGGGAUUGUCA
Penicillium samsonianum is the source of this 4133-nucleotide messenger RNA. RefSeq names its product serine/threonine protein kinase SCH9 (gene schA). The transcript has 3 exons. Gene Ontology annotation, molecular function: protein serine/threonine kinase activity; ATP binding. The coding region runs from base 309 to 3005 and encodes 898 amino acids. Lineage: Eukaryota; Fungi; Ascomycota; Eurotiomycetes; Eurotiales; Aspergillaceae. Gene Ontology annotation, biological process: protein phosphorylation. The record is from RefSeq and is a predicted model, not a curated record.